This is a messenger RNA of Chara braunii, 1269 nucleotides long. The record is from the annotation of a GenBank genome assembly. NCBI's taxonomy places the organism in Eukaryota, Viridiplantae, Streptophyta, Charophyceae, Charales, Characeae.
CUCAAUUGGAGAGCUAGGUAUCGACCCUGGUCAGGCUGAGGAGAGAGAUAGAGGAGCGGACGAUGCAACUGUUCUAUGAGGAUGCUGCGACAGUCGGAUGGCAGGAAGAGGUUAGACUGCGACGACAGACGGGAGCAGAGCCCAUGUCGGCAGAGGAGCGAGAGAAGGCAGAGGCCGGACUCCAGGCGAGGUUGUUAUCUGAGGCAUCUGUGAGAGAGUUGGCGGAGGUCAUGCAGCAUGUCAGGCGUUUGUCUCGAUCUGAGGUCGAGCGGGGUGAGACGCUGCAGGACGUAGACAGUUGGGCAGAGGGAUCUAUGGGAGUUAGACCGACAUCAGAGGGAGAGACUAGCACUGUGGACAAGUUUAUGCUUGCCACAAGUGAGGUAGCACCCGUGGGACAGGGCCAGAUGCGUACUGUGGACCAGACUCCCCCUCUAGAGUUUGGAGUACGAGAGGGAGUAGUGGAGCCCCGAGAUGGUAUACUUCCAGACAGCGCGCAGGAUCCACACGUGAUACCGUUCGGGACCUUGCCCACCGCCGCAUCUCCGAGCCCUGACGUGAUGGAGGAGGUGGCUCGUGGACUUGCUCAGAGGUCUGCCGCACAGGAUAGGAGGAGAACCACUGAAGGAUCGGCGAGGGUGUUGAGUCCUGAUGAGGUGGACAGAGCUAUACAGGAGGUGACUACCAGAUUAGAGAGCAUUCAAACCCAGGCCUCAACCGCACCCAAGAGGGCGAAGGUUGGGGAAGAGAGCGCGCGUGACAGAUGUUCAUGGUGUGGCAGGGGAGGACAUCAUAGGGGAGACUGCCCUGCUUUUCAGCAUGAUCUUGAUAGAGGGAUUGUGCAGUUUGAUGCACAGGGACGCCUUAGGGACAUGCACCACACCCGCAUCCAACAGGGACGCCAUGAUAUGAGGGUGGCGGUAUAUAGCAGCCUGGGUUUGACACUGAGGGAGGAUGAGUGACAUCGGAUUUUCCUCGACUUGGACUUCUAAUCAUGGGCAUGAGGAUUUGAGAGGGUGGUGCGAUCUUGUUAUGGGUUUUGUGGUAUAUGAUGGUUACCUAGGACAUGUUUUUGGUUCAGUUGGAAACAUUUGUUGAUCCAGACUUUGGCACGAAGGAUGUUUCAUGUACAUAUAGUUUCUAUAGGUAUCACGUUUACGAUACCGCUUUCUUUGUCUAUCUCUGAUUGAGGAUGUCUCACCUUUAAGUUUGGAUCGUGAUGUGAGGUCUCGUGUGGAACCGGGAAGCCAAUAAACCUUUCUCACACCG